Messenger RNA from Corythoichthys intestinalis (scribbled pipefish), 1178 nucleotides. RefSeq names its product peroxisomal membrane protein 2 (gene pxmp2). Gene Ontology annotation, cellular component: cytoplasm; membrane. The record is from RefSeq and is a predicted model, not a curated record. The coding region runs from base 118 to 702 and encodes 194 amino acids. The transcript has 5 exons. Lineage: Eukaryota; Metazoa; Chordata; Actinopteri; Syngnathiformes; Syngnathidae.
CGCAAAUAGUGACGCACGACGUCGACCAGAAGUGUUUUGACCACAAGUUCCACACAAGCCAAGUUCGGACCAUGUUUGGUUAAUUUAUUCAAAAUUCGUGUGUCAGAAGACGUGACAAUGCCCGUGCAAAGUGUUCCGCUUCGGGAUGCGUCGAUUCAAUAUCGCUUGCUUCAUCAGUAUCUACUUCUCCUGAAGAAAUAUCCCAUUCUUACUAAAUCAGUGACAAGUGGCAUCCUCUCAGCCUUGGGAAAUCUUCUUUCUCAGAUUUUGGAGGCAAGAAAAAAAGCCCAAAGUGAUGCUUCGGUCAGAGAAAUCGACACAGCUGGAGUGCUACGCUAUGCCAUUUUUGGUUUAUUCAUCACGGGACCAAUCAGUCAUUACUUUUACCACCUGAUGGAGACGGGGAUGCCAACAACUGAUCCGUAUUGUGUCGUCAAACGUCUGCUUCUGGAUCGCCUUGUUUUCGCACCAGGGUUCUUGAUGAUUUUCUAUAUAGUGAUGAACAUCCUUGAGGCAAAAGGAUUGGAUCACUUCAUAAAGAAGAUUAAAGCAAGUUACUGGACUGCUCUGAAGAUGAACUGGAAAGUUUGGACACCUUUUCAGUUCAUAAACGUCAACUUUGUGCCUGUCCAGUUCCGAGUGCUAUUUGCCAACAUGAUCGCCUUAUUUUGGUACGCUUACCUCGCAACUGUCAGAAAAUAGCCGAAGAUUUCAACUGAGGAAGAUCAUCUGUAGCAAAAAACUGCCAGAUUUUUACUGACGAGGACAACGACUCACUCUCAGCAUUGACUUAAACACUGUGAUUUAAUUUUGAAUACUUGAAUGGUUUGCAAUAGAACACCAGAAUAUGUGCAGUUUAACAACGGAAUAGCUUUCUUACUAAAUACGCUCUAAUAUGGUAGAGUACACCAAAAAAAGUUGUGGAUAUCGGAUGAAAUCUCAGCAUCAAAAAUGUUUGGAAUUUGGUCAUUCAGCUCCUUGUUCGAGGAUAGUAAGUUUUGCGAAAAAGAAAUGUACUAAACGAUUUAACAUCUAAAGGUUAAAUGAAUUGCGUGUUCGCAUAUUCCAAAUAUUUUAUGGAUAAAACUAUUUUAGUGCCCUUUUAUUGAUUCCUUGUCCUGGUUUGUUAUGUACCAAAUCUGCAAUGCAUUAACUACUUGAAUUGUAAUAAAGUUGUC